AUGACUGCCAACGCAAGCAAAUUGCUCCUCAUAUUUGCCAAGAAGAACAAUCAGAUCUUGCCCCUGAAUUGUCCCGGUCUCCCUAUCACCGAUUCCUGCCCCAUCAUUGCCACCGGCAAGAAGAACUUUGUGACCGACCCUCUUCUGUUGCUUCACAUUUCGAGCAGCAUCAAGAGCAAACCGGCUAAAUAUGGCGGAUACUUCUUCCAUCUGAGUUUCCAGGAUGAAGACAAGCAGUUUUACUACGUGAUCCUGCAGAAGGGUGAUUCGGAUGUCGCAGAAACCAAGUCUGCUUCUGACCCCAUCACUAAUGAAAGUGGUUGGGCUGAUGAUGACCAUCUCGCUGGUGGAUGGGAUGUCCUCCAUCACCCUGACAUUCAGGCUAUUGACCAAACUGAGUGGUGCUCAACUCACCCCGACCCUGCCGUUGAUUCUCAUGAUGGCGAUUCCGUCAGACACGACACCCAUGAAGAUGCUGCUGUGACCUGUACCUGUGGUCAUAUGGGUGGCUGGGAUUGUCAUUGUCAUAGUUUCGACGGUCCUGUCAAACAUGAUGCUCAUGAAGAUACUGCUGCGAAACUUGCCGGUGAUCAUGGAAACAGUUGGGGAUGCGGUUGCGAUGAAAAUUCCUGGGGAUGCAGUUGCAUUGAAUAUGACUGGAUGUGCCAGUGUCAUGAUGCCACCCAGCGACGUGACAGUUCUCGUGUUGCUCAUACCCAUGAAAUGAAAGACCACGACGAGGGCGAUGACCGGCUCCCACACGCUCACCCAGCUUCUUAUGUGAGAUCCAAGAGGGCCCACAGACGCAGAAAGCACAAUGUCAACAAAGAUGUGACAUCCUGGUACACCGAGCCGAGCACUCAAGUUGCAGAAUCUGGGUGCUCUCCUUCCACCAAGCGUUUCUUGCGCUCGCGCUUCGGAUCGACCAAAAAGGUUGCAUCCACCCGGGGCGAUGGCAGAGAGAACGGUAAUUGGACAGCAGUUGGUGACUCCUCCGUGGGUGGCUGGAGUGUCGACUACGACUAUAGCGAUACCAAGUCGCCUCCUUCCUCUGCAGGUCCCCGAGCCCCCUCCCCGGCCACUGUAGUAUCUUCUCGAGCCACGGAGGCCGACAGAAACCUUUCUGAGUAUGAUGACACUGCUUCAGGUGAUAACUUGAACCGCGCAGCCAAUAACUUCACCAGUGCCUGGUGA
Messenger RNA from Aspergillus steynii IBT 23096, 1194 nucleotides. RefSeq lists its product as uncharacterized. The record is from RefSeq and is a predicted model, not a curated record. Lineage: Eukaryota; Fungi; Ascomycota; Eurotiomycetes; Eurotiales; Aspergillaceae. The transcript is spliced from 3 exons. The coding region runs from base 1 to 1194 and encodes 397 amino acids.